Helianthus annuus (common sunflower) is the source of this 375-nucleotide messenger RNA. RefSeq lists its product as uncharacterized. The record is from RefSeq and is a predicted model, not a curated record. Lineage: Eukaryota; Viridiplantae; Streptophyta; Magnoliopsida; Asterales; Asteraceae. The coding region runs from base 1 to 375 and encodes 124 amino acids. Gene Ontology annotation, biological process: DNA integration. Gene Ontology annotation, molecular function: nucleic acid binding. The transcript has a single exon.
AUGGAAAAGGCACUUGCACGCUACGGUGUCACUCAUCGUCUUUCCACCGCGUACCACCCGCAAACGAGUGGCCAAGUUGAGAAUGCUAACCGAGGGGUGAAGAGAAUCUUAGAGAAAACGGUAGGAAAAAGUAGAAAGGAUUGGUCGGAAAAGCUCGACGACGCUUUGUGGGCAUUCCGUACCGCCUAUAAGACACCGUUAGGCACAACACCCUUUAUGAUCGUGUAUGGCAAAGCUUGCCAUCUUCCGGUAGAGUUAGAGCAUAGGGCGUUGUGGGCAUUAAAAACCGUAAACCUUGACCUUACCGAAGCCGCUAGAAGGAGGUUCUUCCAAAUUCACGAGUUGGAAGCAUUGAGGGAUGCCGCCUAUGAAUGA